Molecule: messenger RNA, 1455 nt
Organism: Liolophura sinensis
Lineage: Eukaryota; Metazoa; Mollusca; Polyplacophora; Chitonida; Chitonidae
Exons: 4
Coding region: 280-942 (220 amino acids)
Biological process (GO): regulation of transcription by RNA polymerase II
Cellular component (GO): nucleus
Molecular function (GO): RNA polymerase II cis-regulatory region sequence-specific DNA binding; DNA-binding transcription factor activity, RNA polymerase II-specific
Source: RefSeq, a predicted model, not a curated record
UAUACCCGAUAGACAGGAUCCUGACGCUGGCUGUUUAAAUAUGUGAUUAUGCUGAAGGAAGUUUUAUCGUUGAUCAAAAUGUUAAUAUCAGCAUGCCUACAUAUACAUCACAUGGAUAUUACAUGUGAUGGCUGAAAGGGGAAUUCCCUUGGAAAGACCCGGGGAAACGUGAGGCAUGAAAUGUCAUGGACCAACGUUAGGGUGAAAUCCACGUAUGAGAUAGAUUCCAGUGAUGAAAAUCCGACAGCGGGUGGAGAUCAUCUUUAUUAGGUCCCAGUGAUGGAAAUCCGACUACUCAUGAGUCCAGCCAAUCGUCUCCUGCUAUUGUUGAACAAUUUCUUCGCAUCGAUGCUACAGAUCGGAACAGAGGACAUUGUUUCCGUAUUAGGCGACGACGAUGUAAAAGACGACCUAUCAGACGUACUGAGUUUCGACAGGCUGUCCGACGACUCUAACAGCUCUGACUUCCUUUCCUCUCUUCUGUCCACGGAAUUCACGGAUGACCCUUACGACAAACUUGUGAGGAGUCCCGAAACUAUAGACCACCAAGACCGUACCCAAAGCGGCAUAAUUUCAUCUGUUGCGGAACUUCUGAGCGAUGACUCAGUCUCAUAUCUGGUCAAAGAGAGUCUCCGCUAUAAAGUGAGCUCCCGCUCCUCUGUGGAAUCGACCACUUCGUCUGAACACUCCCAUGAACCUUCCAGUCAGCACCAGCCUCCGACAGAGGAAGACCAGGAAAGGAAAGAAAAGAGGAGGAGGUUUAACCGCGAAUGGGCGAAAAGGGACAGACAACGGAAAAAGAGCCGGGAGGAUAGGUUACAACAGAAAAUAGAGCAGUUGGAGUCUGAAAAUAUGACAUUGGAAAAGGAGAUUGCGGAUUUGAAGGAAGAAGCUCGAGAACUGCGAGCAUGUUGGCACCUACACCAAGUCUUCUACCACUAGCUGGGACAGGACACAUUUCAACAAGGUGACAGUCUUAGCCGACGAAAGCUGUACGGGUGCGUUCAAUCUGGGAAUGAUCUGGGGCUUCAGCUCAUUCAUAUGACACAUUGUAUAGGUGUACAUGAAUAUCUUACAGAUAUUCCUCCUCUUAUUACCUCAGAUAAGCCAAAAUACACACAUAUAUAUGCUAAAUAUAUAAACACCACGUUGAUUUGUGAUCUAAACAACACACUUGAUUGCUGUGCAUACAAGAAAUGUAUAUGACAAUUUCAGUAUAUACCAGACAGUUGACAGUAUAGAUGCAUACGCUCGAGCUGGUGGCUGUAUAGUCAACCUAUUCAGUGCGUACUCCAUUACAUGAGUCUACCGUAAACGUUGCUCUGUUGCUUUCUCGUUUACUGGGCUGAUACUUCUUUGUUGACUGUGAUAAACUUAGUAUACCCGCAUACCGUGUAUGUGCCUUUUAUUGUUAAUUUUGCUAUAGUAAGCAAUAUAAUUUUACCUUACCAUGUU